This is a messenger RNA of Anoplopoma fimbria (sablefish), 1333 nucleotides long. RefSeq names its product RELT TNF receptor (gene relt). The transcript is spliced from 9 exons. Gene Ontology annotation, biological process: apoptotic process. Bases 29 to 1333 code for a protein of 434 amino acids. The record is from RefSeq and is a predicted model, not a curated record. Lineage: Eukaryota; Metazoa; Chordata; Actinopteri; Perciformes; Anoplopomatidae.
AUGAACAUAGUAGAAUACAUUGAAGAAGAUGAGGAACCACCUCUGCUGCUCAGCUCUCGUCCUUCUCACGGUGUUUGGCUGUGGUGGGACUGCAGCAGUGCAGUGUCGGUGGGGGGAAGGAUGUGUGUGUCUGCAAUGCCCUGCUGGCCAGGAGCCUUCAAAGGCUUGUGAGCAGAUCCAAAGUCCAACAGAGGAAGUACAAUGUCAGUUGUGCCCACCUGGAAGCUUUUCAGACACAUUUGACUCUGAGCUUUGCCGCCCACACGCAUCCUGCAAGAUCCUCAGCCGUAAGGUUGCAACCCCUGGCACUGGGAUCUCAGAUGCUGUCUGCGGGGCCUGUCUGACUGGGUUUCACGACACUGCCAAAGUGGACGUUUCUACCCAAAGUCUGUGUGUGAAAUCAUCUUUGCGUGUCAGAGCAGUGCGUACGGUGGGUAAAGGUCCAUCCAGCGGUGCAGGAGGGGUGGUCAAUGGCACAGUGGUACGAAGCGCUGAGGAGAAGACAGCAGAGUACGCCGUGUUUGCUUUGGUGCCCAUCUUCUGCGUGAUGGGCCUGUUGGGUAUCCUCAUCUGCAACAUCCUGAAGAAGAAGGGAUACCGCUGCAGUGCUGACAAAGAGGGAGGGGAUGAAGAAACUGCCACGCCGCAGAAAGAAGGUAACAAUUGUCCCUACAUAUCUGACGACCUGAAUGAAGACACCAUCAGUGUUCUGGUUCGCCUCAUCACUGAGAAGAAAGAAAAUGCUGCUGCACUGGAAGAAUUGCUGCUGGAGUACGAGAGCAAACAGUUGGCCAUGAGCAAAGGCUCAUCAAUCAAGUUCCCGAUGCUGUCUCCUCUGUCCCCUUUUCGCUCCCUCCCCAGGCUGUGCCCCCAUCAGUCCCACCUCCACACUAUCUCUGGCCUCUCCGGCCUGGCCCCCAAACACGGCUACCGCUGCACCCGCUGCGCCCAGAGGAAAUGGCCCCCUGUCCUCAUACCUCCCCUGGAUUCUCUCAGAGAUCCCCUGAAGCCUCCCCAGAGCCUGAUCCUUCCCUGCCUGAACAAAUCCAACGACCAGCAGAAGAGGCCGCUGCUUGGGGGGGUGUUUGUAGACACCCACCACACGCAAGAUGUUGUGCCAAAUACUGUACAGGAAAAGAUGGAAGGGAGCGAAGUGAAGGAGAAGAAGGACGGAGAGCUGAUAGUUUUAUCUGUGGGGAGGUUUCAAGUCGCUCAGAUCCCUGAGCAGAAGCCUGUCACCGUGGAAACCAAGACAUCAUCCCAGGAGCAACGCAACUCCCUGUUCGUAGGGAAACCAUUCUGCUUGUCUUCAACAUCUGGCAUCAGGAGGUAA